AGGGCAGCGACCGUCAGUCGGCCUCUCGAUGACGGAAUGUGUGAAAAUUUUUAAGAUGGUGAUCAACUGUAUUUUUCAUUUAUUAGUAAAAAAAAUCAAGUCUGAAGCUUUGUGAUUAUGUUGAAAUGGUAAAAAUGUGUUUAAAACAGUGACUGCGCCUGUUAAAUCGAGAUCAAAUAGGUGUAACGGACACAGAGUGCAGUACGUGUUAAGUGCAAUCGCUGACAUUGUUUCGUUAAAAAUUGUUGAGCCCAUCGCGAUUGUUAUGUUUAGUAUUCUAUUGUGUGCUUUUAUAACACCUUGUAAAUGGUAUAAGAGAUUCUGAUGUUUCCUAAGUCAUGGAGAGGCAGGAGAGAUCACAUGCCAACAUGGAGGCCACUGACUGUGUGGACACAAAACAGUCGAAGCAACGGGCAUCGAUAAAAUGGCUGUUGACGAAGGCGUUCAACAACAGGGUCCCGGAUAAUCUUCAGGAGCCCUUUUACAGGGAUCAUGAGGAUCAAGAGCACCUCAAACCGCCCAUAGUUGGCGGGCUGGCGAACGCUGAGCUGUACUGCCUGGCGCUCGCCAACAUGUACUCCGACCCCAACUACCACAGUCUGAACCAUUGGAACAUACUCCAGACCUUCGCGAGGAAAGGCGUGCACGUUCCCGACCCACCCGACUGCGCGCUCACCGAAACAGUGCUCAUACAAACCAACCCACUCAAAAUGAGCGGUCAUAUGGCUGUGAUAGAAGCAUUGAUGGUGCUAUACGCGCGCGAGGUGGUGACGCCGGACCGCGUGGCGGCGGCGGCGCAGCGGUUCGGCGCGGGCGCUCCGCCGCUCAGCAACACGCCCGGCGCGCCCCAUGAAGACGGCCUGCUCUGCUGGAUCAACGCUGCCUGCGCUGCGCUUAAUAAGGCUGAGGAGGACACAUCAUCGCACGUUCCGAUGUUGAAAAGUCUCCAAGAGAUCUGCGACGGCACUGCGCUAGCGGCGUUGAUCUCGUUCUACUGUCCGGACGCGCUGCCGCGGUCGGCGGUGCGCGUGGGCCGCAUGGCCUCCAUACAAGACUGCCUGCACAACCUCAUGCUCGUGCACGACUUCUGCCGGACUGCGCUGCCGCACAACGUGUUCCAUAUGAUGCCUGAGGACGUUACUUAUAUGAGAGGGUCAAUGCGUCAAAAUUUAGUAGCAAUGCUCGCCGAUCUCUUCAAUAUGCUAGAAGUUCAUCCUGUGAAAUCUGUCAAAUACCCAGGAAGUGCGGCGGGCGGCGCGGUCAACGAGCAGGGCGUGCGCCUGCGCCGCAGCCUGCCCGCGCCGCAGCCCGCGCCCAUCCCGCAGCUGCGGGCCGCCGCCGACGACAACACGCUGCCGCCCUUCGCAGUGCCUCGGUCCCCGUCGUCGCUGAGCAGUCGGUCCCGCGCGGCGUGUCGCUCGGCCAGCUCGACCCCCGAGCGGCGCUCCGCCAGCCCGGCCCGGGACGACUUCGUGGUCCACAGGACGAGGCAUAUCACCACACUCGCUGCCAUGGUCCGCAGGGACGAUGAUAAUGCAUUAGAAAUGAACAUGACGGCGGCGGGUCGUCCGUCGAACUGGGCGGAGUCCCGCGACGCAUCGUUCGCGGGCCGGCGGUCGCGGCGCUCGUCCAUAUCCGACGACUCGCAGCUCACCGUCGAGAACUUUGGCGGGUCUCAGGACCGACUACACUUCGCCGGUAGAAACCCCGAGAAAGAACUCGCUACUGUCGCUAACGUUAGGAAGAUCUCCGCUCCUUCGGGACCUCUUGACUACAACCCGCCUCUCCGUUCAUCCCGUCAAGACAUCCGAGGGUCAAUACAGUUCUUCCACGGUGAUUUCCAAAACGGCUCUCAGACGGAAGAAAAACCGAAGGUUGAGCGACAGAACUCGAACCCUCAGAAUCAGAAUACGGAUAAUGAACCUUACUUCCCUAUCAGACGGCAACUGAGCAGUGAUACUAUAACGCUAAGAGAGAGGCAGGAGAACUUUGGGUUCCAGUGUAAGGGCGGCGGGGACGGGGGGUUCUUCCUCAACGACCGCGACUCCACGGACGGGGACGUCACCAAAACUAGCUUCGCCGACCUCAAUAAAAUCAGGAGUAAUGGUGACCCGACAGGCGGCGAGGUGGAGCGGCGCAAGAGUGCGACGUUCGCGGCCCCCGCCACCACCACCUGGCAGCAACAGGUGCUGCAACACGACCUGCAGCCCAACGGCGAGGACAUAGCAGACGAAUCAACAACAUCAAGUGGGGGACAGAUGGCCGCUCAACUAAACAACAUUCGACUAAAGCUAGAAGAGAAACGGCGACGCAUAGAGCAGGAGAAGAGACGUAUGGAAAUGGCAGUCAACAGGCAGAGACAGCAAUUAGGACAACAGGCAUUCUUACAAGCAGUCACUAGGGAUACAUUAUUGCAAUACCAGUUGGCCUCCUUGGGCAAGGGCGCGCGCACGCCGCACGACGACGACAACAAGCCGGACCUGCCGCCGCAACAGGAAUUGGUGGUGGAACCACCGAGUCAGCGGGACACAGUCGACACCGCGGUGUUAGAACAGUACCAACAAUCUAUUGCCAAAAUGAACUCCAGCCUGCAGGACAUACAGAGCGACAUCGCGCGCCUCGCCAGUCAACAAACACAGUUGCAACAACAACAACACCAUCAGCAACAGCAACAACAGGCGAAACAGUUGUUCCAGCAACCGCAACUGCAACAACCGAUGCAACAGAUGCAGCCGCAACAACCGCAAUCGCCGUAUCAGCAACAUCAGCAACAACAGCAACAGUAUCAACCCAACAUUCCACAACUGCACAGCCAAUUCAGCUCACAGCACAAUGUGUCCCGGCCCGGCCUCGCCAGCUUCGGCUCCACGCCACACAUUCCGCGCGAAUUCCAGCAACAACAACAGCAACAACACUACAACUACGACCAGUACCAGUACAACCAGUACAGGGACAUCGAGGACUACGGACAGCAACAGUUCUAUCUGCACGAGGCCGCGCCACCGCCGCGCCGCACCUGGGCGCAGCAUGCCCAGCUGCAGCAGCAACAACAAGGGGGCUGGCAGCUUCAUCAACAACAAAAUCACCAACAGCAUCAGCAGCAACAUCAACAGCAUCAACAGCAUCAGCCACAUCAGCAACAUCAACAACAUCCGCAGCAUCAACAACAUCCACAACAUCAACAGUUUGGUCCCUCAACACCGGAGCCUCCACAGAGGACGUGGAAGUCUCCUUCACCCCAGCCGCCACCGGACCGGAAUUGGCAACCGCAAGGUUUCGUGCUGCACGACCGAACCAACCAGCAGCAACAACCCUUCCAAGUGCACUACAACAACGACCGGUACCAGAACGGCACCGAGAACAUUCGAGAACCACAAAACCAUUUAAGCUACACUGUGAUAAACCCCAACCAGUACGUGUCCCAGUCCCCGCCGCUGGCCGCGUCCCCGGUGCGGCGCGCCAAGACCCCGCAGCGCCAGGGCUCCCUGCCCGAGGUGGCGCGCCGCGCCGACCCCGUCAGCCUCAUGCAGCUGCAGGCGCCGCCGCAGCCCGCGCAGCUCCCGCCGCCUGACGACAUGGAGCCGCAGAACAUCUCCUUCAUCGGCAACGCCGAAGACGACGCUCUGCGGCAAGGCAUCAAUAGACUGAAUAUUUCGUCGGGCACGCGGACCUACCGCAUCCCCUCCCCGACGAGGCCGUCCCUCAGUAGAAACUCGUUCCAGCAGCUCGAGCAGGAGGAGCCGAGCGAGCCGAACGAGAAAGGGUUCUACAUUUCGUUCGAUAACGAUCAACCGAAGCGGCCGAAACCUCCUUUACGAGCGAAACGAGGCUCGCCGAAGAAGGAACGGUCGACGGAGAUCAGUCCGGAACGAAGUCCAGAGAACACGUGGAACGAGCGACUGCCGCAGCCCACGCACGAGGAAGAGUUCGUGGUCCACAGGAGUACAGGGUUGGAACAAACGAUACGAUCUAAUGACGUUUCUUCGGAGCGCAGAGAAACGCCACCUAGAGAACGACCCCAACGAGCCAACAAUGCGGAGCCCGCAGCGUUAAUUAUCGGCGAGUUGAAUCCUGACCCGAACUCGGCGGAGGAGAUGGAGCGCAAGAAGGAGCGCAUCAUGUUGCUGUCGCUGCAGCGGCGGCAGCGCGCGGACGAGGCGCGCGCGCGGGCCGACGCCGCCGCCGCCGCGCGCCGCGCCCGGGACGACGCCGCCAACGAACUCAAGCAGGCGCGCAAGGAGGAGCAGGCGCGCCGUCGGGAGGCCAUCCUGCACCAGUACAAGCUCAAGAAGGCCAUCGAGGAGGCCGAGCGGGAGGGCAAGCACAUAGACAAAUCCGAGUUCCUGGAGAGUCUAAACCGCGGUAACACAGUAGCGCCGGCGCCGACGCCGACGGGCGGCGCGGCGCGCCUGCGCAGCAAGGCGGCGGCGGCGCGCGCGCGGCCCAAGACCAUCCACGUCGACAGUACCGUACUGCACGCGGCCGAGGGCAUGCUCGCUACGAAGCAACCUUCCUCUACCAACCUCACAGCGGGCGGGAUGCGGCGCGACUACUACCGCGGGUCCCAGGACAGUCUCGCCGAGCGCGCCGGACUCUACCGGGAGUCUCCGGUAGAGGACCGUGGCGGUAUGUCCCCGGGUAGUGCGUCGAGCGGCCCGCUGGGUCGGCGUGGUUCCUGCAAGACGUCUCGAGAGCGCGUGAAUGAGGAACCACAGUCUUCACGUGGAAGGUCUAAAUAUACGAGUUACCAGAGUAACUUUAAGGCGGGACGGAAGUCAAGCUCUCUUAUGAAUUUGUGCGACUCGGGGCUGGGUCGCGCGACGCCGCCGCGGCGCGCCGCGUCCCCGGGCGUGCGCACGCUGGGCUCGCCCGCGUCGGGCCCCGGCUCGCUGCCCGGCGCCAUCGGCAAGCGCCGCCAGCACCACGACGACACCUCCGACGUCUCCUCCACGCACUCCUCCAUCAUGGACUACUCAGGUCCAAGACUGUACAAACAACCUUCCUCGAAGUCGAACCGCGGCAUAAUGCUGAACGCGGUGGAGUACUGCGUGUUCCCGGGCGCAGUGAACGCGGAGGCCAAGCGGCGCGUCCUCGAGGAGAUCGCGCGCUCCGAGAGCAAACACUUCCUCGUGCUGUUCCGGGACGCGGGCUGCCAGUUCCGGGCGCUCUACUCGUACUGCCCCGACACGGAACAGGUCACCAAGCUCUACGGCACGGGACCCAAACACGUCAAUGAUAGGAUGUUCGAUAAGUUCUUCAAAUACAACUCGGGUAGCAAAUGCUUCUCGCAAGUGCACACGAAGCACCUGACGGUGACCAUCGACGCGUUCACGAUACACAACUCGCUGUGGCAGGGCAAGAAGGUGCAGCUGCCCAGCAAGAAGGACAUGGCGCUUGUCAUAUAGACGUUACACUAAAUUUUAAAGAAUCCAUUAUCUAGUCGCCGGCGGCAGUCGAGUCAAGCCUUUUUACUCUUCAGUUAAACGCUAUGGUAGGGCAAUAGUGCCAGUGUCCAUUACAUUGUAUUUUAAAAUGUCGGUUAGUGCGUUUCCUCGGCGAAAGCUGUUUUAUUGAACAUGAGAAUUAUGUUAAUUUUGCUUGUGUUAGGUGUGUGGUCGACCGAAGUGUUCUGGACCGGCCCCCCGUCCGCCGGCGCCAGUAAUCAGUCUCGAGUCAUAGUAAUCAAUUGUAGGAACGGCGGCGGCGGACGGCCGGCCCGGCGGUGCCUGUGUCAUAUUGUACAGUUAGGGAGGAUGUCGGCUCGAAUCGAGUUUGUUAUGUUUGCUUCGAUCGGUUCCGUAAGUGAUGUAUCGCGGCCGCGUGUUUGUGUUGUAAUUAGUUCCCGUGCCGAGCUCGUGGCGGUGGCGGCGGAUCGCUUCCGUAACGUAUGUAUGCGUUGAUUAAUGCUGCGUUAGUUACAAAUGUGUUACUCAGUGUAUAAUCGCUAUGUUUGCCAUAUGUAUUAGUGAGAUGGUCGAUACGUUCCAAAUUGAUUAAAUUGUCUCAAAAAUAGAACAGCCCAAAAGUUUACGGUCGAUAAUUUAGAUACAUUAAUGAUAUUGUUUUAGUAGAACUGUCUCCUCACACAUAAGUAACAAGUUCACAAACUAAUAUUAUCGCUUAUUCGUUAUAAUAUUUAACUCGUUAGUGAUUACGUUCAAGUUGACUGGAGCUAAGAUUUGUUUAACUGACCCCAUUCAAUGUUAAUUCAAUUCCCAUUUUUUUACUGCUUGUAUAGCUAAAACUAAGAAAGGCACAUUUUACGUGGUAAUUGUACUGCCUUAUCCUGUAAAUAAUUGUUUUUUUGUAUACAGCUAUUUAUUAAACGAAUGUUAAAGGAGAAUUGAUGAAUAUCAUUUUUCAUUGUUUAAUGAUUGGUCAUCAAUAAUAUACUACUGAUAGUAUAUUGUAUGCAAAUAUAUUGUAUUACUUAAAACCAUAACGAAAUAAUAUUGAAUUUCAUAUUAA
Molecule: messenger RNA, 6468 nt
Organism: Spodoptera frugiperda (fall armyworm)
Lineage: Eukaryota; Metazoa; Arthropoda; Insecta; Lepidoptera; Noctuidae
Gene: Patronin
Product: patronin-like
Exons: 26
Coding region: 339-5405 (1688 amino acids)
Biological process (GO): negative regulation of microtubule depolymerization; cytoplasmic microtubule organization; neuron projection development
Cellular component (GO): microtubule minus-end
Molecular function (GO): microtubule minus-end binding; calmodulin binding; spectrin binding
Source: RefSeq, a predicted model, not a curated record